Messenger RNA from Gossypium raimondii (Peruvian cotton), 1598 nucleotides. RefSeq names its product F-box/kelch-repeat protein SKIP30. The record is from RefSeq and is a predicted model, not a curated record. NCBI's taxonomy places the organism in Eukaryota, Viridiplantae, Streptophyta, Magnoliopsida, Malvales, Malvaceae. Gene Ontology annotation, molecular function: protein binding. Bases 416 to 1453 code for a protein of 345 amino acids. The transcript has 3 exons.
UGUAAAACUCAGCGUUUUUCCUUAGCUGUGUCCGUCGCAUAUCUUCUCUUCUCAGGCAAAUUACACGCUGCUGUUUCGUUACCUCUCUUAAAUCUCUCUUUCUCUCUCCCUUUCAAAAAUUGCGCUCAAAUCUUAUUCCUCUUCGCAGGGUCUUGGCUUAAGGAUAAAAACUUUAGGGUUACCAGCAAUGAUAGGGGUGGAAAAAGUUUUAACAGUAAAAUUUUGGAUCAAGCUGGAACUCUGAAAUUCAUUGACUUGAGAUUGUAGCUGGGCAGCGAAUUUUACAUUUAUACAAUGUGAGAAUUGUAAGGGUCCCAAUAACGAAUGUUUGAAGAUUGCAUAGUCCACUGCUGAGGUUGACAUAGUAAAAAUUUGUCAGUGAAGAAUUGUUGGAUUCGAUGAAACCUUGGUUAGCAUGUCUGGAUUAAUUGAAGGUCUUCCAGAUGCUGUUGCCCUUAGAUGCCUAGCACGAGUUCCCUUCUACCUAUAUCCUAAGUUGGAGCUUGUUUCCCGUUCAUGGAGAGUUGCCAUUCGUGGCUCUGAGCUGUUCAAAGCUCGACAGGAGGUUGGCUCAGCAGAGGAACUUCUUUGUGUGUGUGCAUACGAUCCAGAGAAUUUAUGGCAGAUGUAUGAUCCUCUCCGCGACCUUUGGAUUACUCUUCCUGUCCUUCCCUCAAAGGUCAGGCACCUUGCCUACUUUGGUGUGGUCUCAACUGGUGGAAAACUGUUUGUGCUUGGUGGUGGGAGUGAUGAUGUCGACCCAUUAACUGGUGACCAAGAUGGGAGUUUUGCAACUGAUGAAGUUUGGUCAUAUGACCCUAUAAUGCGUCGGUGGGCUCAACGUGCAUCCAUGGUCUUACCUCGUGCCAUGUUUGCAUGCUGUGUUUCGAAGGGAAAGAUAAUUGUUGCUGGUGGUUUCACCAGCUGCAGAAAAUCUAUCUCUCAAGCAGAAAUGUAUGAUCCUGAGAAGGAUGUCUGGAUUCCAAUACCUGAUCUCCACCGCACACACAAUUCAGCAUGCUCAGGAUUAGUUAUCGGAGGGAAGGUGCAUGUCCUUCACAAGGGGUUGUCAACAGUGCAAGUCCUGGACCACAUAGGUUCUGGGUGGACCGUUGAAGACUAUGGUUGGCUCCAGGGUCCAAUGGCAGUUGUACAGGGAGCUCUGUACGUGAUGAGCCAUGGACUUAUCGUCAAGCAGGAAAAAGAAGUUAGCAAGGUGGUGAUUUCUGCUUCCGAGUUUCGUAGGAGAAUUGGGUUCGCAAUGACAGGACUAGGGGAUGAAAUAUUCGUGAUCGGAGGGGUGAUUGGCCCUGAUCGCUUUAAUUGGGAUAUCAAACCAAUGUCUGACGUUGAUAUCUUGACAGUUGGGGGCAAUAGACCUACAUGGCGUCAGGCAGCUUCGAUGACAAAGUGCCGAGGAACAAUUUUUGGUUGCACGCAGCUAAGAAUUUAGGUCCCCCACUUUUUUUUCUUCUUUUAAAGUAGUCUGCUGGUUUUUUUGUGAAAAGUUAACUCCUUAUUUUGUUGAGGCAUUGCAAAUCUUCCUUAUUGGAGAUGAGAAAUGAAUGUUUCUUUCUAAUGGUACCUUGGUUUUGUAA